Molecule: messenger RNA, 273 nt
Organism: Daldinia childiae
Lineage: Eukaryota; Fungi; Ascomycota; Sordariomycetes; Xylariales; Hypoxylaceae
Exons: 2
Coding region: 1-273 (90 amino acids)
Biological process (GO): mitochondrial respiratory chain complex IV assembly
Cellular component (GO): mitochondrion; mitochondrial inner membrane
Source: RefSeq, a predicted model, not a curated record
AUGGGCGGCCUAAACUUAGAAGUUUUCAAGUUCGGCAUGUACGUCAUGUUCCCAAUCGGCAUCAUGUACUACUUCGGUACGAACCUUGACGAGCGUUUUGCCGUCCCCGACUUUUGGCCCAAGGCCGAGCAGGCGAACAAGGUGCCCAUAGACCGAGACGAGAUCCACGCUGAGCUACAGCGAUUACGCGCGCGACGGCUAUAUCUCAGGGACAGGAGGCUCGAGAACGAGGCGCGGCAGACGUCGCAGCCUGGGAGUAGAGAGCAGGAGUAG